GUACACGUACCAGUACUAGAUUUAACGGAGAAAACUGGUCACGUGCAUUGGCUCGUGUAAUGGCGUAAGAUUGUUGUAUGCAAACAAUGCGCGUGUGAAAUUGAUUUGGGUCAAAACGUUUUUAAUUCGUGAUUCUCAGUAAACUUGGUCAGAAGCGGAAGGUGAGAUGUCUCAGUACACACGAAAAGACCCUCCAUGGAGUCAUGUUGGAGUUCCAGGUGGUGGAUUAAAUCAAACUCUAAUGCAGCAGAACCAGUCUCUACUGGGUGCACAACCAGGCGUGGUCGGCACGCCUUCCACAGUGUACGGUCAGUCGAUGGUCAGCAACGCUGGCAUGGCUGCAGCAGCCGGAGCUACCACAGCCUACCCCACCCAGCAACAGCAGCAGCAGUCCAUGCAACAGAGACAGAACAUCGCCUUACAGCAGCAGCAAGCAGCAGCACAGAACGCUGCAGCAGCCGCAGCGGCAGCAGGCUCUCAGGGAGGUGCCACCCCUCAGCUAACGGUCAGCUACCCUACGACCAGGGCCACGCAGGGCGGACAGCCUAGACAGAGGGUCUUCACCGGGACGGUCACCAAGCUCCAUGAUACCUUUGGCUUUGUGGACGAAGACGUCUUCUUCCAAACAAACACGGUCAAGGGAACCAUGCCCAAGAUCGGUGAGCGGGUGUUGGUGGAAGCCACCUACAACGCCAGCAUGCCCUUCAAGUGGAACGCAACCCGUAUACAGCUCCUGAACAACCCUCUAGAGCAGCAGGUUCCUCAGGCACAGCCACAACAGCAGCAGCAGCAGCACCAUGCAGCCAUGAAGAUGCAACAAAUUAAGCAAAUGCAACAACAACAGCAGCAGCAACCAAGUCGCAUUGAGAGUGUUUCCCAGCAGUUCAAAAUGUUGAAGCAGAGUCAGCAGCCCCUCCUGAAAGCCCCUCAGGCAGGUAACAUGAUGCCCACCCACAGUCAGCCUCCUCCCCCAGGUCUACUGGGUAACCCGCCCCCUCUGCUCCAGCAGCCUCCCCCCGGAGUGGUCCAGCAAGCCCCCUUGCUUCAAGGGAACGCUCAGGCAAUGCAGAACCUAGCCGGAGCCUAUGCGCAUCAAGGAAGAACAAGUCAAAUGGGCCAGCAGCAGGCCAUGGGCCGACGUGACUUCAGCAGCAGCGGCAGCAGGGAGAGGGACAGAGACAGGGACCGCGAACGAGAGAGAGACCGUGCCCAGCGCGAGAGAGAUCGCGAGAGGGAGAGGGAGCACCGAGAGAGGGAACGUGAGCGGGAGAGGGAACGUCGAGAACGAGAGAGGGUGAGGGAGAGGGAGAAGUCUCCGGUCACUAAGCGGUCAAGGUCACCGCGCCGUUCCAAGUCACCUAGACGAUCGCCAAGGCGAACAAAGAGACUGGUACAGAGAUACUGUGUACAGAUCCCACGCUUUGCUCUAGACAUCCCCAAAUCGGAUGUGAUCGAGCUCCACAAGCGUUACAUGAACAUGUACAUCCCCAGCGACUUCUACAACGCCGACUUUGCCUGGCAGGACGUGUUUCCCAUCCACCGCCCCAUGAGCGUGGCCCAGCCCUGCACCUUGCACAUCAUGCACAAGGAAGCCCCUCCUCCGCAGGGCGCGGCCACCGUCAUCGACCCACCAGAUGCGAACUACUCCUACUGUGCCAAGGUGAUGCUGAUGACGUCAGUUUCUCAGGACGAACUUUACGAGAAGUGCUGCGCCCGGGCGCAAGACUCCUCCGACAUCAGGGAGAACUUUCAACACCCUACCCGCCUCAUCAACUUCCUGGUUGGUCAGAAGGGCAAGAACGAGGUAAUGGCCAUCGGAGGGCCCUGGUCACCUUCUCUGGACGGCGCUGACCCUGUCAAUGACACAUCCGUGCUCAUCAAGACGGCCAUUAGGACGACCAAAGCGCUGGCUGGAAUCGACCUGACGGCCUGUACACAAUGGUACCGUUUCCUGGAGCUGAGCUACUACCGCCCCGAAGAGAUUCACAAAGGCCGAGUCAUCCCGGCGCGUGUCGAAACUGUCGUAAUUUUCGUGCCUGACGUGUGGCACAUUUUACCCACGAAGGUUGAAUGGGAGAGUCUGGCGGAUCUCUACAGAAAGACGCUGAGCAACAAAUUGGCAGCAGUGGACAGCAGGGAUAAGAAAACAGAGGACCCCACCCCAACCCAGGAGGAGCCUGCUGCUGUCAAGGAGGAAGAGGAAGAGGAGGUGGAAGAGCAGGAGCAUCAGACCCCAACCAACUGGAAGGAGCUGGAUCCUAAGAACAUGAAGGUGAAUGAGCUUCGCCAGGAGCUGGAAAUACGCGGCCUGAACUCCAAGGGUCUCAAGUCCCAGCUCAUCGCUCGCCUCACCAAGAUGCUCAAGACUGAGCAGGAGAUGGAGGAUGCGGAACCAGCUGCCAUGGAAACGGACGCGGCAACGGAGAAUGCAUCUAAGGAGGAGCCCAAGGAUGCCCCGAAGGAGGAGGAGGUUUCGGAGAAGGACAAGGAGAAAGAGAAGAAAGACAAAGAAGAGAAGGAGAAGAAGGACAAAGAGGAUGAGAAGAAAAAGGAGAUUGUUGAGGAGGAGAAGAAGCGCCAGCGAGAGCGAGAAAAGCGUGACCUGGAGUCCCGCUACACCAUGCCCGAUGGGCCGGUCAUCUUGGUCCACCCGUCGCCCAUCGCUAAGAGUGGCAAGUUUGACUGCACCCAGCAGUCUCUCAGUGUUCUGCUAGACUACCGAGUGGAAGACAACAAGGAACACUCCUUUGAGGUGUUCCUCUUUGCAGAGCUGUUCAAUGAGAUGCUACAGAGAGACUUUGCCUUCAACAUGUACAAAGCCAUAUUCAGAGCUCCUGAGAAGAAAGAGGAGAAAAAAGAUGAAAAGAAGAAAGACAAGAAAGACGAGAAGGAAAAGAAAGAUGAGAAGAAGGAUGAACGAAAGGACGACAAAGAUGAAAAGAAGGAGGACAAGAAAGAGGAGGAACCUAAAGCAAAGAGACGCAAGACGGAGGAGAAGGACGCAGACAAAGAAGAAAGUAAAGACAAGGAUGAAGAGCGGAAAGAUGAGGAUAUCAAGGAGGAGGAUAAAGAUGGAGAAGAGGAGGAGAAUGACGGAAGGAGUAACGAAGAUGAUGCUGACGAUGAUGACAAGAAGAAGGGUGAUAAGAAGAGCAAGGACGACAAAACCAAACCUCGGAUUAAGAUGGAGACCCUGGACCCUCACCUUCUUCUCUCCUGCAUCUACUUUGAUCAGAAUCAUUGUGGUUACAUCCUGGAAAGGGACUUGGAGGAAAUCCUAUACACCAUCGGUGUUCAUCUAUCAAGGGCCCAGGUUCGCAAGCUCCUGCAGAAGGUGGUUACCAGAGACUGUUGGAGUUACAGGAAGCUUACGGACGGACCCAAGAAAGAGAAAGACGACACCACCAAGGCAGCAGAAGCAAACAAUGUACCCUCUGAUGCAGAUCUCUCUAAAGGAAACCAGAUGAUCCUGGACACCAUGGCAACCAGCAAGAAGGGGUCAAAAGGCAUGGCCCCUGAUGGCCUUACCAUGGUGAAGUAUGGAGGAACAGUGAUUGACAUCGCCAACCUCUUAAAGCAGGUCCAGAAGGCUGAUCAGGAGAGGUCUAUGGCUGAGAAGAAAAUUGAAUCGUUGGAGAAACAGAUCGACACCCUCAAGAGUAAGGCCAGCACCAGCGAGGCGACCGUCACCAACGUGAGUGGCGAGCUGGUGGACGUCCAGAAGAGGCUGACCACAUCAGAGCGCGCCCUCAUCGGCUCGUCCACCCGCUCCAAGAAGCUCAUCGAUGUCAUCGGCACCGCCCAGAAGAACCUGGACGAGAUCAUGCUCAAGUUCAACGAGGUCCUCGAAGAGGCCCUGCUGCCCUCUACGAGCAAGGUCCCAGAGAAGGUCGUUGAGAAGGUCAAGGAGGAGGCCAAGGUCAAGACGGAGGCCAAGGUCAAGACGGAGACCAAAUACGCUGCUAAAGCAGAGCCAAAGAGCCCUAAAGUAGAGAAGUAGAUCAGCCUCCCUCGGGGUAGGGUCCGUUAUUAUUGCUUACCUGUAGUCAAAUGGAAAGGGUUGAUGCCCUCUUCAUCACUGUAAAGCCAUGUUUAGGUAGAGUACUCAACUGUCACCGUGCUCAUCAAAAGUAAAACUUUCUUUUUAAGGAUGGCUUUUCUUUCUUCAGAGGAAAUGUCACGUUAUUCAUUGAUGAACAGAGGUUUCAGUUUAUAGCCGAUAGACCAGGUUACUAACAUAUUCAAAUUUAUGGGUGAUUCUUUCCUGGGGACCUAGUGAUGAAUUUUAUUCCAUUAACUUGUCAUUAAUGAAUGAACUUCAAUACUCUGAAACCAGUCUGCAUAUAUAACAUGUUGCUAUGACAGGCAAGCCUCUCGCAUGCUCUCGGUUGUCGAGUGCAACCUUUCUUUUGAAAGUAUGCAUACAAUUUGAAUAAGUUAGUAAACCAGUUCAUUGAAAGAAACAUAAUGUUACAGGGUAACAUUGCUUGUACCUCCCAAAUUAGCCUCCUCCACGGAAAGGAGGUGCUGUAGUUAAAAUUAAUGCUGGCGUUUUCAUUGGACUUUAGUUGCAUGUAUUUGUAAACACUUGAAAUCAUAUUUUGGCUACUCUAGGCAGUUCACCACAUUCAUUUGAUGUUUUUCUUUUCUUUUCUUAAAAGUUGAAUCUUUGUUGAUUAUGAUUAUUGCAAGACAUUCCGAUUUUGUGUCUUUUUGUUUAAUUUGCUGGAGAUUGUAUCAAAGACGAGUGAAUUUGAAAUAGGACGCUGGGAGAAAUUGAUUCGUGAAUAGUCGUGAUUGAUUUUGUAAUUUUGUUACUCGGAAUAUGUUUGAAACAAUACUCAGAAGUUACAAUAUUAGCUUUAGUAACCAACCCUUCUGAACUGGAAUGAAAUCCUAUAUUGUCAUUGACGUAUGUACAAUACCCGCAUUUUACUGUUACACAAAUUUCCCUUAGUAUUGCACUGGUAAAAACAGAUAAAUAGGACUAUAACAAAAAUUGACCAAAAAUCAAAGUUUAAAACCAACAGUCAGUUUGCAUUUGAAUAAAACUCUGAAUAAGUAUCUAUCACAAACUGAUUUUUUUUUGUAUGUAUACAGUAAUAACAUGUGAUUUUUGUGGGGAAACAAUAUUUGGAAGAACAUUGUUUUGUUUUGUAGUUCAGCGAACGCUUAAUUUGGAGUUCAAAUGCAACUCUUUUUCAAUUCAUGUGUGCACCCAAAAAAAGUGGUUUUAUUUUGUGUAUUGAAUUCAAAUGAUUGGAUAAUUUCUCUAUGAAUAUGUAGGGCUGAAAUAAUACAAAAUCAUUUUGAGGAUCUUUGUUGUCCGAUAAUUGUAAUGUCUUUAUACUUUCAUGGUCAUCUUUCCCUCCGUAUUUGCACCCUAAAUUGUGAAUACUCAGAAUAAACGUUUGAAACGGCAUAUGUGCUAGUUCAUGGUCGGGGCAAGAUGAAUUUAUUCAAGAGGGACAUCAUUAAUGAAUUUGAUGUUUUUAUUUCUUGUGAGAUAAUAGAUUUUCUUCCUCUACUGUGGAAUUGAAAAUGAA
Molecule: messenger RNA, 5546 nt
Organism: Strongylocentrotus purpuratus (purple sea urchin)
Lineage: Eukaryota; Metazoa; Echinodermata; Echinoidea; Camarodonta; Strongylocentrotidae
Product: cell division cycle and apoptosis regulator protein 1
Exons: 21
Coding region: 167-4000 (1277 amino acids)
Biological process (GO): regulation of DNA-templated transcription
Cellular component (GO): nucleus
Source: RefSeq, a predicted model, not a curated record